GUGGUCUGAAGAACUGAAUUUUAAGAUUUAAUGAACUCGGAUUUAAAUAACAGCCUACUGCUGGUCUAGCUGAAUACUACUCCCAGCCCCAAGGCCCACCCGCAUUCCAGAAUACCACCUAUCUCCCCGAACCACUGGACUAGGGGCCACAUUCCUGGAAGUUUGACCUGCUCUAGUUGAUGCGUUUUUUGCCCAAGGAACUGUCCAUGAAAACAGAGUCGGUGGGCUUCUAUUCCUGACUCGCCCUGCGCCACAAGAGGCCGCUGCGGGCCAGCUGUGCCCAAGUUCCCCGCAGAGCGCCCCCACGCUGUCUCCGAAGAAGGCGGCGGUGCUCGCAAGGACUGGAGUAGCCCGAGCGACUCCACAGUCUAGCGGCUGCGCGCUCCUCAGCAGACCGAAAGCUCGGGGGUACCGGCCUGGCCCCGCAGAACUGGUGGGUGCUGGACCAGAGCAUGCAGGUGCUCCAAGUCGGGGACUCCAGCUUAGCCAGAGCCCCUGCUGUCCUUGGGCGCAACAACUUAGGGACGAUCUAUCGCGGACAGAGCUCAAAACCAGACAACACCUAUGCUGGCCACUCCCGCGGAGAGUCGGCUUUUGGGAGUCUAGAUGCCAAGCUCAGAAGCAGCGAGGACCUCAGGCCAGAAGGUUGAACCAGGGCCACUGCUGUGGAGCAGCUUUCUCUUAGCCUCUCCAGGGGUCUGCUCUCUCUGUGUCCUGAACAACCUCCACACUGCUCCCUGCUUAUCCAGAUGGAAGGAGUCUGAGACCAGCAGAUGAACAGACCUAAAGACCCCAGAAACGCCUCUGCCUUCCUGAUCCUUGAUCCCUCUCUGUCAGUCAUCACAUCCUACUGUGACAUCGUGCCUGCCCGCAAGCUGCCUGAGACAAACAAGAAUGACUGAGAGGUCCACCAGCAACUGGAGCGCAGGCAGCUGGGUGCUAGCACUAUGCCUAGCCUGGCUGUGGGUGCGUCUGGCCUCUGCCUCUUUGCAGCCCCCAACAUCCACAGUCCUAGUGAAGCAGGGCACCUGCGAGGUGAUUGCUGCACAUCGCUGCUGUAACCGGAACCGAAUUGAGGAGCGCUCCCAGACGGUCAAAUGCUCCUGCCUCUCUGGCCAGGUGGCUGGCACUACAAGAGCAAAGCCCUCCUGCGUGGACGCCUCCAUCGUCCUGCAGAAGUGGUGGUGCCAGAUGGAGCCCUGUCUGCUGGGGGAGGAGUGUAAGGUGCUCCCGGAUCUGUCAGGGUGGAGCUGCAGCAGCGGACACAAGGUCAAAACCACCAAGGUCACACAGUAACUCUCGGAGGUCAACAGCUCAGGCAGGACAGCCUUGACUGGACUGAAGAAAGGCCUCCGGUCACCAGACAGCAGAUAGGAGGACUCACUUACCUGGAUAUGUGUCCGUGUCAAAUGUAUCAUAGACCUGCUAGGGCCCUGUUAGCCUCGCUGUUCAACAGAAAUGCUUGGCUCUUUGGCCACACACUUGAGAGACCCAUGCUCUCCUAUGCACGAGGGUCAAACACACAAACCUAUCCUUAAGGAAUAUCUUGUCAAGUUAGGGAAUGGAUGACCGACAAUUUCAACAGUUUAAAG
This is a messenger RNA of Mastomys coucha (southern multimammate mouse), 1592 nucleotides long. RefSeq names its product TAFA chemokine like family member 3 (gene Tafa3). The record is from RefSeq and is a predicted model, not a curated record. Gene Ontology annotation, biological process: regulation of neuroblast proliferation; neuroblast differentiation; negative regulation of microglial cell activation. Lineage: Eukaryota; Metazoa; Chordata; Mammalia; Rodentia; Muridae. The coding region runs from base 895 to 1296 and encodes 133 amino acids. Gene Ontology annotation, molecular function: receptor ligand activity. The transcript has 7 exons.